CCAUUUAUAGAUGUUUGUUAGAGGAACAACAUUUAUUUUUGCAUCUUUAAUCAACUGUGCUUCAAUUCCAAACUAGUUUGUUCUUUUAUAUUAAUUCUAUGUAAAUCAUAUAAAAGAAUUACCAUAUGCUAUAUUUUGCACAUAAGAAGAGAAACCCACUGAUGCAACUGAUGAAAAAACCAAGAUUCAUUCACCCUUCUUCAGUUGUUCAUCCAAUUGCCAUUUUGGGUCAUUGGGUGAUGUAAAGUUACAUUCUUUCCUAUGUUUAUGCCUUUCUGUUCAUUAAAAUCUAAAGUCUUUACCAUUUAUAGAUGUCUGUUUUGGUAGCAAGUUUUAUUUUUGCUUCAUUAGUCACUUAAUCAUGUAUACUUCAACCCCGAACUAGUUGGGACUGGUUAUAUCGAAAAUUAAUCUUAGAUUAAUCUCUUUAGGCUGUCUGUCAUUUUUUUUUUUUUUUGGGUAACCGUGGUGUCCGGGCCAACUUAUGGGAACCUCGACUAAUUCCACAGGAUAUAUGCCACCAGGCUGACUGUCAUAAUAACAACUCCUUUCCUUUAGUCGUAUUGGGACCUGCUAUAUUUUGCACCAUGGUUGUAGCUUCUUCAUAUUUUUUCCUUCAUUAGUAUAGUUUGGAAAAUUAGGGCUCUUGAUUAGGGUUGGAACCUCUGGUGAUAUCUUUUAGAUGCUUCGGAGUAAGAAAAACCCUUUGAUGAACUGAUGGAAAACCAAGAUUCAUUUACCCCUCUUCUGUUGUUCAUCGCAGUGCCAUUUUGGGUGAUGGCGUUGCAAUUGGUCCCUUCUGUACCAUUGGGCCUUUCGCAAAGUUGGGAAGGGCUUGUCAACUGUACCCUGGAAGCCACAUCUUUGGAAAUACUGAACUGGGGGACAAUUGCACACUAAUGACUGGUGCUGUAAUUGGAGAUGAUCUUCCUGGUCAUACAGUCAUCGGGAGAAACAAUAUUUUUGGGCAUCAUGCUGUAAUUGGUGUUAAGUGCCAGGACAUGAAAUAUAAGUUUGGGAAUGAGUGUUUUCUCGAGAUUGGUGACAACAAUGAAAUCAGGGAACAUGUAUCCAUCCAUCGAUCUUCAAGUCCAAGUGAUAAAACCGUUAUUGGUCAUAAUAAUCUUAUUAUGGGCUCUUGCCAUAUAGCUCAUGACUGCAAAGUGGGCAACAACAACAUUUUGGCAAACAAUACACUUCUUGCAGGUCAUGUUGUGGUGGAGGACUACGCUCACACUGCAGGAGGUAUUGUAGUUCAUCAAUUUUGCCGUAUUGGUUCGUUUUCUUUCAUUGGUGGUGGUUCAGUGGUUUCUCAAGACGUUCCAAAGUACAUAAUUGUCUCUGGCGAAAGAGCUGAGCUUCGUGGGUUGAAUCUUGAAGGCUUAAGACGACGUGGAUUCUCUGCUACAGAGAUUAAGAGCCUGAGAGCAGCUUAUAGAAAGAUAUUUAUGCCCACUGAUACAAAUUCUGGGAAUAUUGAAGAUCGACUAGCUCAAGUGGAGCAGCACAAAGAGCUGGGUCUAUUUCCAGUUGUUUGUUCCAUGGUACAGUCAAUACGUGAUUCUUUUGCUCAACAUCGCCGUGGAAUUUGCAAAUUUAGAAGCUGGAGUGGGUCUUAGCAUCUUUUAUUUCAACUUCUGACCUCAUUCUCUGACAAAGUGAAAACAAGUGAUGAAUUCCUGCCCGUUUGAUAGAAAGUUUUAGCGAGGCGAACAAUGUUGUACAAGGACCAUAUUCAUUAUUUAAGCUUGUUAUGGAGGAACAAUGAACUGAGAAGUGAUGAAUGGAUUAAAUGAACCUCAAUGAUGUCAAAGUUUGUAUAUCUCAAAGUUGCUUCUUACAGAAUCUCGUGGUUGAGUGUUGAAGCUGCUAAUUCACAUGAGCACUAAUAUUGUUUCUUUAUUGCCUUGUAAUUGUAUGUCUUUGCAACCAAGUUCCCGCUUUUAUACUAGUCUUCAACCCAUUCCAUUCUCUGUUACUCUGUCAUUCUUUGCUUGGUUAGAGUUAGAUUCUUGUUUGAUGGAAGACACUCCUUGUUUGUAUGGA
This is a messenger RNA of Lycium ferocissimum, 2046 nucleotides long. Its product is annotated as probable acyl-[acyl-carrier-protein]--UDP-N-acetylglucosamine O-acyltransferase, mitochondrial. Gene Ontology annotation, biological process: lipid biosynthetic process. NCBI's taxonomy places the organism in Eukaryota, Viridiplantae, Streptophyta, Magnoliopsida, Solanales, Solanaceae. The transcript is spliced from 10 exons. Gene Ontology annotation, molecular function: acyl-[acyl-carrier-protein]-UDP-N-acetylglucosamine O-acyltransferase activity. The record is from RefSeq and is a predicted model, not a curated record. The coding region runs from base 900 to 1619 and encodes 239 amino acids.